CGGCGCCAGCCUAUAUUUUUCUGCGGGAAACCCAAAAAGUUGGUUCGCGGGGUUUUCGUCGCCGCCCAAAUUUGUGUAAAAUUCAGGCAUUGCGUUCCGUGUUCAGUUUUCUUUUUCUUAUUUUAUAAGUCGGUUCUUGUAAAAUUAUUAGAAUAAUUUGAUCAUUUAAUCUGUAAAGUACACGUGAAUCCACGAUCAUCGAUCAAAUUGAGCGAAGUUAAAAACUGUCUCAGCGAGCAGCCGGCGGCCAGCUAGCACAGCACUGGUUCAUCAGUGGUCUAGGUUGUGUAGGAUUUGUUGUGUGCAGUGUAGUUCGCAGAAUUCAGUGUGAUGAAUACGGCCGUCCGAAGAGUGAACCACACUCUUGGAGAAAUACAGAAGAAUUUGGAGUGUUCUAUAUGUCUAGAUUUGUUGAAAGAUCCCGUGUCCACAAAAUGUGACCACCAGUUUUGCAACUUUUGCAUCUUGGCUCUGCUGGAUAACAGCCGUCGUUCAACUGCUCCCUGUCCAUUGUGCAAAGAACCAGUCACUAAAAGGAGCUUGACUAGCAACGACCGCCUCAAUGAGAUUGUCCGAGCAGUUAGAAGUGUCGUCCAGGCUGUUGAAGAAGACACUGGCUUUAAGUGUACCCCACCCAGAGGUCCAAGAGUUCUCUCACAGCAGUCAAAGCCAUCCCCUCAAUCAGCCCAAAAAUCUGAUCAGAAUGAACCCAACAGAACAACGGGUGGUGCAACAAACAAGAAAUCCAAGACCACUCGAUCCAGCAAGAGAGGCAACCUGCGUCAAGCCAAGACAAGAGGCACUGGUUCUAUUCCUGUCUACAUCGACAGUGCCGACAGCGAUGAUUCUGAGGCCAGCACUCAAGGCGUCGUACUUAUAACUGAUUUUGACAGCAGUCAGGUUCAGAGGAGGUCCACAAGGAAAAGUAGCAAGAAAACAGGCAAUCGGAGACCCUUACAACCAGCCAAUCACGACGCCAAGACCAAGAAGAUAGGAGGCUCCUUCUCCAAACCUGUCCUUCCAAGCAACAAUCACAGUCAUCAGGAUGGGGAACUGGAAGAUGGGCCUCAUGUCUUGAUAAUCCCUGACGAAGGCUCUCUAGGAAUCUUGAAAAAUGAUAAACCUCAUGAAGAAAGACAAGCAGGAGAAUUGGAGAUGUUGCCAGGAGUAAGCCAUCAACCAGAUGAGGGUCUCUUGCAAGCAUUUGAUCAGGAAUCCCUUGGAGUGCGUGCAGGCCAAGUGGGAGAAAGUACAUCGCAAGAGGAGAACAGAGAUGAAAAAACUACCAACCAGGUUUUUUCGGAAGUGGAUUGCCCUGAUUUAAAUGAAUCUUCUCUUAGCUCAGAUGUAGAUGCUUUACAUCCGGUAAGCAUCGGCAACAAGUUGAUGAAACAACCUGCAAUCAAAGGCAGCUUUUCUUCAUCGGCUGAUGAGGACCCUGGAGACGAUCCAUACGAGUUUGUUCCAAGUCAGCGCACUCCAAGGAAGCCAAAACCGAAACGUGGCCGGAGGCAGAAGAAUCCAAGCGGCAAGGCUGCCAAGGAGUUUGACUACAUGAAGUGGAAGAAGGGAGGGAGUGCUGAGAAGAAAAAUCCCUUGGGGAGUCAGGCAGUUUUUAGUCAACCUGCAACUCAGAACGAAGUCUCACAAAGUGCGGAUGAAUCUCCCCAAGCCCAUAAGGAGGGUUUAUUCAAAAUACCAUCUGAUAAGGCAAGAAGUUCAAAAGUUGAUAAGUGGGCAGUUUCUCAAAGCAAUCAGGUGGAAAUCAUAGAGCCUGUGGUACCAGCAAGAUGUGAUGAUGAAGGGACAGGAAGCCUCCAAGGAAGGAUGCAUAGUAGACAACAGAAACAAGUCUUUGCUACUAAGAAGGCUCAUCAUUCUGAAGAAGCUGUCGCAAACAAGGCAGAAACAUCAGACCCUACUGUAAAAACAUCAAACAGCUCCACAGACCAACAUGAUGAGGCAACAACUGAAGAGAUGACAAAGCCAAACACAAGAGGAAAACAACAGAAUAUCAAAAACAGGAAACAACAGGAGCCACUUGAAGAACCACCCGCCAGGAGAUUGAGGAGCAGAGCUAAAACUCAAGACACCAGCGAUGAAAUUGCACAGGCUCAUCAGUGCAAUCCUCAAGAAGAGUUGAAGGUGCAAAUCAAACAGAGCGGCUCAUCACUGAAAGACAGAAAGGCUGACGAUGCAAACGAAAGCAGAAGCUCAGCAGCUGCAGAGCCUGAGGUCUCUUGGAAGGACAAUGAAGCAAGGCAAGAACUUGUGGAUUCACACUUGUCAGGUAUGAGUAGUGAUGAAGAUGGGGAUUACGGGUUUGAGGAUGUCAGCUUUCAUGAGGAUAGUGAUGAAGACUGCACCCCAGUGAGUAUCACUGGCCCGUCCUAUGAGCAAUCCACUGAGGAGACAGGAGCUAACCCUCUGGUAUUCCAAGAUGACGAACUGCAGAGAAGGCACGCGAGAUGCACAGAGUUGCAACUUGUAAAAACAUCUCACCAUCCUGCUAAAGAAGCACAAGACGAUAAAGAUGAUGGACCAGGGGUGAUGGAGUGCUCCCAGCCUGUUGUUAAAAAGCACAGUCCCCUGUCUACGUUGGGUGCUUUUGGACAGGUGUACAAGAGAGGGAGUCGAAGAAUUCAAAAGAGCCCUGGAGAAGUGGAUCUUGCUGAACUUGGAGACAAAAGUCUUGAUGACAAAGUUCAGAGGAUGUACCCAAACAAUGAAGACAUGAAUCACAGUUUCAAAGACGAGCAUUUGGUGUCUUGUAUUACAGAGAAUGUUGAAGAUGAUGGCGUCACUGAACGAGGCAUCGACGAUCGUACAAAAUCUAAUGAUGCAGGAUGUGUCACUCCUCAUGGGAACACUUCUCAGCCUGUUGUCUCACAGCCAGACCUGUUCGAUAAAGACAACCAAGCAGAUGAUAAACCUAUUGACCUCACAGAAGAAUCAGAUAUAGAGGGCUCAGGGGAAGAACUGAUCUGUGACCUCCAAGAAGUGAGACGGCCCCCUUCUAGAGCUGAUGUAGCAGGGAAGCAUCUAGCAGAAAAACUUCCAAAUGAUGUGGCAGCAAUCAAAAGUGACUGGGAGCUGGCCCUGGAACUGGCAAAAGAGUUUGACACCGAGCCCCGUCAGUUCAGUCUUAGAUCUUCAAGGAGAGGUAGGAAGGAUCCUGAGGCUAUAGAUGAGUCAGCCCAUCUGAGUAGAACCAAACCAGAGCUGGAUGUGUCCGUCCAAAGCAAGAGAAGUCAUGAGACGAGUGGGUCGAUAGGAGCAGGUGUCAAGGAGUGCAAAAAUCCAGGAGAUGUUGGUGAAACCUCUGAGCCUCAGAAGGAGGAUCGCACUAUAACAGCUGGCAAGAAAACACUGAGACAAACCCAGCGCUCAGAGAGAAGCGACGUCAGGCAAGACAAGGAUCCAAGUACAAAAGGCAAGGGGAAGAGACGUAAGAGGCACUCAUCAGGUCUGUCACUGACUCGUCAUGGAGUGGAUGGUUUGGAGGGUGGGAAGAUUGAAUCUUAUGAUUCUAAUCCGGAAUGUGGCCAAUCAAAAUUAGAGAAAGAAAAGCCAGUCCCUUCGUUAGUUGAACCAGCCGCUGACAGUGAAUUACAAGUACUGGCCGAUCCAGAUUUGCAACUUUCCAAAUUGACCGUAAAAGAUGCAAGAAUCCUUCCAAACAGGAAUCAAGACAAACGAUCUAUUCACAAAGUCCGAGAAAACUCGCAACCAAGGAUGAAUCUCUCGAGCAGUCAAACUAAAGAUGGCUCAAAUAAUGAUGCAGAAGGGAAAACUAUUUCAAAGAGAAAUACCAGACAGAGCAGUGGAAACUCAAAUAACAUCGCAGGAAGUACAACCCCUUUAAAUCAACCCGAAAAGGUGGCAGCUGAAGUGGCAGGUUCUGGCUCUAGAAUGAGGAAGACAAGAUCCACCUCAGAGAAAAUACAUCUAAAGUCCCUCGUCUCUCCAAAUAAAGUUACCGAUGAGAAUUCUUCUGAAACAUCUUCCAUCACCAAGGAAUCUUCCCUGACUCCAGAGAUGGCAAGCAAGCAUGCCACCGAAUCUGCAAGCUUGUUCACUGAAGAUUUCAGACAACCUGUGGCCGAACAGCUCCCAGAACACACGCCCAGACGCACACGGAGCCAAACCCAGGGUCAUUUCGUAGGGGUGCCAAGUGAAGGCGAUGGAUGUGAAGGAGAUACUGAUGGAGACACAACGGAGUCCAUUGACCUUGGUGUAGAAGCAAAUGAUAAAGGAAUGACUCACAGCCCUCUAGUUGCUGCUACUCAUCUGUCAGGCUCAGAUACAGAUUCCAUCGAGCUUGAUGCUGACUCUGAAGACACCAGAUUCGUUCAGCCGAUUCCUUCUCUAGAGAGGCCUAGGAGGAGUCAGACUUCUACAACUGCAAGAACAUCGGUAAGUAAGGAUCCUAACCAGAGCUCAAAGGAAGGUAUUGCAGAGAAGGAGGUAAAACCAGCAGUUUGUUCUCCAAGGAUCCCCAGCCAGAAAAUGGUAACUCCCGAGAUGAGUCCUGAAGGAAAUAUAACCAAGAUGGGGGUAAUUAAACGUGAGCCAACAGAAAUAUCAAGGAACACUGUAACUGAGUCUAUUCCAUCACAGGCCACCCAGGAAUCUUCCCAGAGUACGACUCUAUCAGUAAAGAGUGCCAAAAAGGAAACGAGGGGCCCCACAAUAGAGAGUCCUGUGGUAUCAGGAAACCUCAAGACAUCUGGGAAAAAUCUGUCACGUCUCAGUUCAAAGCGAGGACUGAAGGCUUCACCUGGAGCUGCCUCUGCGAAAUCCUUUGGAGAUUCCUCUUCCAACCAAGAGAGUGAGAGAGUGCUCAUCCCACCUCCUGAUCACUAUCAGAAAAACUUUGAGAAAGCCAACAAUACAAGUUCUUCAACCAGCCAAGAGCCGAUCCAAGAAAGUCAUCCUUCCUCAUUGAGGAGCAGGUUGUCAUCAAAGAGAAAGUCCUGUCCCGAAGAAAGGAGCUCCAAUGACAUGAAACCCUCCAACAAGAGGCACAGAAGUGCAGGUGCUACGGGCUUGGAAAUCCAACAUUGGGAUAUGGGAAGCAGAAGGAGGAGCGAGCGUCUAAGCCGGCCAGCAGCCUCGGUGCACAGAGACGGCAGUCCUUGCAGAUCUUCAAAAGAAUCGGAAGACAUUCCUGCCUCUCUUGAAAGUGCUGGACCCAUUUCUGGUGGCUGUGUUACCACCAAGGCAGAAAAUGAUUCGGCUGCUAAUAUUCAGACAAGGCGCAAAAGCAGGAACCAGUCUAGGAGCCAAAAGUCUUUAUCAGGAAGUAAAGAUACAACUUCCCAACAAGCUGUACCAGCAGGUUCACCACAACAGAACAACAACUUAAGCCAAACUCUUGGCUCCUGUCCACUCUUUGAGGAAGACAGUCCUAGAUCAUGUCCAUCCCAGCAGCUUACAAGGAGCCAAGAUUCUGCACCUCAAGACAUUUCAGCCUGUGGUAUUGAAACCUGUGAUACUUUUCACACAGCAACUGCAGGAAGUUCUUCAUUGUUCUCAAAUUCAAAAAUUAGUCCUUUGUGCUCUGAAAAAUCUUCUGGUGAACAAAGAAACAAAAAGAUUAUCUUCAAACAAAAGAGCAACAAGUGCGUCACAAAUAAACCUGAAAAUAAAGGAGUGGAAGAAUCACACAAUCACCGAAGUGACUCACUACAGAAGAAGUUGACGUCUGAAGAAAAUAUUGAAGACUCAAGUAAGUCCUUGUUUGCAGAUAGCAGCUCUGACUACUCCAAGAAGCAAAGUACAUUGUCCAGCAAAGCGUCAAGCUCAUUAAGGUCAUCUGAUACAUCAAGGGCAUCACUGUCGAUUCCCUUCCAAGGAAAACCACAAGAUGCAAGAUCCAAGAGAAUUUCAGAAACUCCUGGCAAUAGAUCUGUUUAUGCUUUCAAACCACCCUUCGAAGAAUGUGUACCAGCAAGUGAAGGGGCCUCAGUCAGUCCUGAGAACCUCUCUGAUCCUAUCGUCAUGGCUCGCAGACACCUUCAUGGUCGGGAAGAAGAUGUUAACUCAAGUCUUCUUGAAACUCCUGAAAAUGCAAAAGAUAUUAAGUCAGCUUCCAAGAAUCAUGCUGCUGGGCAAGGUGAACAACCAGCAUCUGGAAGUUUGAGCAAGAAGAGAUUCAGCUUCAAGAGAAAAAGUAUGAGGAGCCAGGACACAGAUGUCAGCUUCUCAAGCCAAAGGGAAUCAAAUGCCGAGGCGGUGACAGAAGGAAUCCAAGAGGUCAUUUAUUCAAGUUUCAGCAACACGCCAUCCUCUGCUCCGACAGACAAACAUCCAAGCCCAAGGAGACAGCAAGUGCAACAGGUGAGCAGCUCUGAUGGUCUUGGUCCUGAGCCAACGUCAUCACUGAGUCCAAAUUCUAAGACAAGAAAGAGAAAGAGCUCAACACUUACAGCAGGCAAAGCAAAGCAGUCCAGACAAGACGAAACUCUACAAGAAAAUAAUCGGAGUCAAACCAGUGUCGAGGCUCCUGGAGAAGUAGAUCAGCAGUUGGACUCAAGUGGUGAUGUUGAGAUGGUCAGUGCUGAGGAUGAUCAACCUCAUCACGACAAUGGGGAAGAUGGGAAAGCAGACGAGGACGAUGAUGUUAGUGAGGGUGAUGUCGGUGAAGAAGGAAACGAGGAUGGACAAGAUGAGGAUGAGAAUGAUUGUGAAGAUGUUGCUGACGAUGAUCAGGAAGAUGAUGAUGAUGACGAGGAUGACGAUGAUGAUGUCAUUAUUCCACCAACUCCACCCUGCCAGCCCACAACCAACUUCCAAACUUGUAAGCGACCUGCCUACCUCAUCCACUCGGCCUCUUCCGCAUCAAGCAACCUCAGCAUCCAUUCAACCAGGAACAUGACAUCAAGACAUCCUAAAGAUCCAGCCAAAUCCAGCUCCGUCCAGAUCAGUGCAUUUCAUUCAAGUCAAAGAUCAGGAGACAGCCUGAAGACAAAUCCUAACAUCAAGGAGAGUGUCUUCGAGAAAAGUAGCCAUGGCAGUGGAAAAGCAAAAACUAAAAUUGAUGCAGGAAACAGCAGGGGUGGCUAUCACUCGGAGAAUGAUGACAUGGCUGACAAUUCCUUUGAGAGAAGAGCCUUUCCCUUGAGUAGUAGCCCUGUGGAGAAAAAUGCAAGUGAAGAUGCUGCAGAAAAUAGCCAGAGUCUCAGCAUCCUUCAAGGCUUUGUCCAAGAUGACUUCUUAAAAGAUAACUGCAAGAAAAGUCCCAGGAGGAGGUCUUCCUCCAGAAGCAACAGGAAGAGGCAGCACAUGGAACAAGAUAGAGAGGAUGAUCUAGAAGUUCAUAGAGAUACUAGAGGAAGGGAAGAUAAGGGAGGAGUCUUUUCAAAUGUCCCUGAUAAGAGUUCUUCAAACGGGAGCAAACAGAAAAGGCAGCCGAAUAACAAGGCUGCAGAUGCUCAUGAGGAAACCUUGAGAGGAAGUAGGAGAAAUACACCAAAGGAGCUUGCAGGAGGAGAUAUGUCAGAUAAAGCCAAUAACAUCAGGGAAGCGGGGAAAGAUGCAGCAAGUGUCAGCCAAGAGGAGGAAGAUGACCAAAGAGAUGAGGACAUACUCACUUACAGGCAUUAUGACACUGAGGGAUCCACCUGUUCUGAGAGCAGCAGUAGCCAUCAUCUGAAUCUGACUAGUGCCUCCUCCGUUCUAUCCAGUCAGAGUGAACUCAUGAACACACAGCAACGACAAAAGGCUAAGGAAUCGCUGCAGAAGAUGGCUCUUGAGAUAGCACAGAUUGAGGCAGCGCUAGAGGACGACGCAAGUACCGGCAAACACCCUGACACGACCCCUGCCAAACACCCUGACACGACCCCUGCCAAACACCCUGAAAAUGAUGAAGACCACACUCACCUCUCUCAUCAAGACGGGAAUCAUGAUAAACUUGGUUCCAAGUCUCAUUCCGAUCAUGAUGAUUUGGAUCUACAUGAUGACCCCAUCUCUCAGGAUGACCCCAUCUCCCAGGAUGACCCCAUUUCCCAGGUUGACCCUUGCCCUGUAUCAGACGACCUUUGUACCCCAGGCGACCUUUUUGACUCAUCUGACCCCUGUCCGCAUGAUACCAAUGACAAUGUACCCAAAGAUGUUUGUACAUCGGAAUCCCACAUGGAUACUCCAGAUGGUAUUAGCCACCCAUCCAAAAGGUCAAGUAACAAUCAGAGGUCAACAUUUUUGACCUCUAAGAGGUCAAGGCCAGUGAUUUCAGACGACGAAUCAGAAUCUGAAGAAGAUGCUUGUGAUGAAUUCAUUGAUGUCAACAAGUCUAGACGUAGCAUUGAAAUGCAUGAUGAUGUUCACUCAGUCAGUGGUUUAUCAAGGACUCACUCAGAGGUACCAGGAGAAAUAACCUGCAUCAGUGACUCAGAAAGGAGCAUGCGAAAGAAGCUGCAAACGCAGAGAGGAAAUCCUGGCAACCUGUCCCCUCUCUGUGUGAGUAAGUCGACCACCAAGAGGUCAUCACCCUUUGCCAUUGAAGAUGCUACUUUAAUUGGUAACUUAUCAAAAUCUGAGUUAGAGAUUCCUGGUGUCACAACGUACGGAAGUGAUUCAGAUCUGAGCGAACAGGAGGAGCCAGACAUAUCCUCAGGAAGUCCUCGAUCUCCCUCGCCUCCUCGCUCGCCUUCCCCUCCUCCAGAGCUGUCUCAGUCGGCAGCAAGAAGAGCAUCUUUACUCGCGAACCUGCCAGAGAGUGUCCAAGCUGUGAGUCGCUUAGUGGAGAAGAUCAGAUCGCAGGGGGGUUCCAAUCACAGAUCAUCAUCUAUCAAGGAAGUGGGGAACACUUUGAAGUCAAGGAAUAGUGUUGGUGGGUCAAGCAAGCAUCUUCGGUUGCAGAUUGCAAGUGAUUCGGAGUCCGACGAUGAAGAGUACAGAGCCUCUUCACCAAAGCCACGCUCAAGACACGUGCAAAGAUCCGUAACAAGACAGACGACUCCUAGACAGAGCACCUCAGGCUGGAAGAGCAAAACACUUGAGAUGCUGUCGGAUAGUCGCUUGAAGAACAAACCCAGGAAUGCCACUCCAAACUCGGGAGGAAAUAAACACACCACCCCUGCCCGAAAACCCAGACAGCCUACCAAAACAGUACUGGGCAGUGAGAAGCGUUCAUACCAGUCAAAGCAAAGGGGUGAUCAGCAUCAAGACAAGAGCCCAGAUGAGAGAUCUCCGAGCCCUGUCAUUGGACGGAGUUUGCUGACCACACCUGCUGCCAAGAAGAAGACCAAACCCAUGUCGUUUGUCACAACAGGCCUGAAUAGGACAGACAUGAGGGAUGUAGAACAACUCACGAAGCGUUUCGGAUGUCGCUUUGCAAGCACCUUCAAUGCCUGCACAACUCAUGUUAUCGUCAACACCGAUGAUGAUUUUGUGUGUGAGAGGACACUGAAAUACUUCCAAGGUAUCGCUGCCAGAGUUUGGGUUGUCAGCUUUAAAUGGGUGACAGCCUGCCUGAAGACAGAACAACUCCUACCCGAAGAACCGUUUGAGAUACAAGGCGACGUAGUCAAUGGUUCCUCUCACAACGGACCACAGAGAGCCAGGCUGUGCGGUGGGCCUUACCCUCUGCAUAGGCACGACGUCUGCUGCGUGGGACCGUUUACAGGCCUCAACAAAGAGCAACUGGUUUCCUUGCUAGAGUUGAUGGGAGCCGGCACGGUCCAGCAUCCGUCUCUGUUCCCGUACAGUGCAGGACGCAAGACGGUCAUCAUCGCGCAGGCUGAGGCUACUGACUCCGAGCACGAUUACGAUGCACUUUACAAAAAGUACCGAGUGCCUGUCAUCUCCAGAGAGUGGGUCCUCGACAUCAUAGCAACCUACAAGAUUCAACCAAUGACAGACUAUCUUCUAUCUUUAAGUGGGAGCUCUCAGCCAAUCAUAGAUCUCGAUAGUGAUGAAAACUGAGAGCAUAGAUGUUGCUUAGCAACCAAUAAAAUCUAGCCAAUGGCUAAGUUUGUUCAAUUUUUUAAUUGGGGCUGUCAGCCAAUCAGAGAUCUUGACAUUAACAAUGCUCAACAACAUUAUGAAACUAGCCAGUAGCAGACUCUCUUCUCUAUUGAAACGAGAGCCAUCAGCCAAUCAGACAGUAAUAAGAUGGGAAGAACUUAAAGAUUGGAAGGACAAACUAUUCACACUGUUUUGUAGUUUUAAUUUGACUGGGAAUAAGAAAUGUAAUAAAACUAUUGAGCAUAAACGUUUACUUUUGCUUCACUUGUACAAAUGCGCUUAUCUUCUUUUUUUCACUAUAAUAUUAUAGAUGAUGUAAAUUUAAAUUCCAAAACUGAAAAAAAACCCUUUAAAUAGUUAGUUCAAACAAUUUGCUAGAAAGUAUCCCUUAUUUGCGUUCUUCAACAAAAGGCUAGAAAUGAGUUUAGAGGUAAAUUUCUGAGCCUCAAUCGAAAUAUUUGAAUACACCAUUUAUUGGCAGUGUACAUGCAUUGUUUUAGGAGAAAAAUUUUCAUUGUAAAUAUUUUGAUUUAAAACGAUCUCAUCUGUACUCAUUUUACAGCAAUUAACAUUUGAAAUCCUUGCUCAGAUGUCUUUGUUAAUUUUCAGAAACAACUUUUAUACAUUGUAUACUUCAAAUUGAUAUAUGAUUUCUUUGAAUAAAGAAAAAAGAAUCGAAUUCAAUUUGCAAUCUGGGAAUUCAAUCCUGUGUGAAACUGCCAAA
Messenger RNA from Patiria miniata (bat star), 10693 nucleotides. RefSeq lists its product as uncharacterized. The record is from RefSeq and is a predicted model, not a curated record. Gene Ontology annotation, molecular function: metal ion binding; ubiquitin-protein transferase activity. Gene Ontology annotation, biological process: double-strand break repair via homologous recombination; negative regulation of fatty acid biosynthetic process; positive regulation of transcription by RNA polymerase II. Lineage: Eukaryota; Metazoa; Echinodermata; Asteroidea; Valvatida; Asterinidae. The transcript has 15 exons. Bases 331 to 9927 code for a protein of 3198 amino acids. Gene Ontology annotation, cellular component: BRCA1-BARD1 complex; BRCA1-A complex; plasma membrane.